Molecule: messenger RNA, 1437 nt
Organism: Anoplophora glabripennis (Asian longhorned beetle)
Lineage: Eukaryota; Metazoa; Arthropoda; Insecta; Coleoptera; Cerambycidae
Product: RNA-binding protein 40
Exons: 2
Coding region: 56-1399 (447 amino acids)
Biological process (GO): mRNA splicing, via spliceosome
Cellular component (GO): U12-type spliceosomal complex
Molecular function (GO): U12 snRNA binding; pre-mRNA intronic binding
Source: RefSeq, a predicted model, not a curated record
UAACCUAUUUUGUCUUAAUGUUAAUUGAAAAGCAGUAAUUUAAUUUACAUGCAAAAUGGUAUGUAAAGACACUCUUAAGAUAAAAAAUUUGCCAAAAGAGUUAUCAGAGGCUCAAAAAGAAGAUUUCGCACGUCAUUUUGGAGCCUCAAAAGUGAAAGUAAUAACAUCUCGAGUGAAAGAAAAAUCUGUUGUAUAUGCGAAAUUUGAAUCUGAAGAAUUAGCUAAGAAUGUUUUACUUAGAUUACACCAAAUAAAUGUUCUAAAUUGCAGACUUUGUGUAGAAUAUGCAGAAAAUGAUAUUCUUCAAGGUAAAUCGCAACUGAAAAAGGUUGAAGAAAGUGACAUUAGUAAUAAAAAAUCUUUUAAGACAUUUGUAAGCAAAUUGACUGCUUUUAAUGAGUCUGUUGGUUUCCAUCAGCCUCCUCCUUCUCAUCUAAAGUAUCUCUACCCCAAACCAAACAGAGCUACGAUAAAUAACAUUGCUCAUGCCUUAGCUACUAUACCUAGAUUUUAUACGCAAGUAUUGCAUCUAAUGAAUAAGAUGAACUUACCUCCACCAUUUGUUGUUGAAUCCCCACCGGUAAGAACUAUAACACCGUCGCAACAUCCUGUAGUACAAAGGCCGGUAGAAAAAGUGCCAACUCCAGAGAUAAAGCCUGCAGAGAGUUCCUCGGAAUCGGAACUGGAGAGCGAUGAAGACAGCUUUAGGAAUCGAGAAUACACUCCUCUGAAAAGGAAAGCUCCACAGAAACAAGUUGUUAAAAGACCGAAAUUUAAUAAACCUCCAGUUGUACAAGUCACGAGUUCUGUACCUAAAUCUGCAGAGAAAACAGAGAAUGUGUUUGAUAAGGUGGACGUUCAAGUUCAUAAGAAAAUUGAGGUAAAGGUUACGUCAAACGUGCUAGAUCAGCCCAAAACAAAUCAACAGGGAACUGAAAAAGUUGGCUCGUUUGGAAUAUUAUUGCCUUUAGAGAAGCCUGACGCGACCAAAGAAGCUUCACCAAUUCCCGAAAAACCACCCGAAGAAGAAAGAACUUCAAUUACAACUGAAGAACUAGCAGCUAACCGAAUAUCUCAUAAAGAUCUUGGUGUUUUACCAGUUUUCAAGAACUAUCAUGCAGGUGCGCCGACAUGUCGGUUGUACAUUAAAAACUGUGCGAAAACUGUAGUUACGAAAGAUCUCGAAUAUAUAUUCAAUAGGUAUAGAGUUCCAGAAGGUGAAACACCUAGUCAGUUUGAUAUUCGCCUGAUGCAAGAGGGAAGGAUGAAAGGUCAAGCUUUUGUAACUCUAGACAGCGUAGAACUUGCUCAUAAAGCCUUAAAAGAGACCAACGGGUAUAUUUUGAAAGAUAAGCCUUUGGUAGUUGUUUUUGCUAGAUCUGCUGCGCAGAAGAAAUAACAAUGUUUUUGUAUCUGUAAUAAUAGUUAUUUUUUAAA